Nilaparvata lugens (brown planthopper) is the source of this 2181-nucleotide messenger RNA. RefSeq lists its product as uncharacterized. The transcript is spliced from 2 exons. NCBI's taxonomy places the organism in Eukaryota, Metazoa, Arthropoda, Insecta, Hemiptera, Delphacidae. The record is from RefSeq and is a predicted model, not a curated record. The annotation marks the transcript as partial.
CUACUUCACAAUACAAUAUUAUCCAUUCGACGAGAUCAACUGUCCAAGUGCAUCCCGAUUAUUGGUUCACCUUUAUCAACCGAUUGUUGAACGUUAUUUUGAAAACUGACUUUUUAAAAAUUUUCAAAUUUCAAGAAAUUGAGUGGUGGUUAUUGAAGCGCAAAGUUUUUUAGAUGAUGAGAUUGUGGAUAACAAUCGAACACAGCUAUCUUGAAGUUUCUUAGAUGAUGAAAUUGUAGAUAACAUUUGAACACAGUGGUAGAGAAUCCGUGUUUGCAAGUCUCUCAUAAUUAUUGAUGAUUUCUCUGAAUGCCAAUGAUUUGCAUUCAGAGGAGUCUAUUUGAGAAUACAUAAUACAUAAUGAGUGAUAAUAGCUUGCAGAAACGCAGUAGUUUUAGAACAAGGUCGAAGGCUAGAUACAGACGAACUAGUCGCGAUUUGAGUGUCGGAGAAGGAGGAACAGAGAUGGGGAAGCCGAAGACGGAUGGAGUGACAAAGGAGAGGAAGGGCAAGAGGGAGAGAUGGCUGCUGACAAGGAAAACAUGGCGGUACAUGGCGGAUGCUGGGCGAAAGUUGAUUCCCGACGGUGCACUAAACAGAGCCGACGAUGUGCCCAAGAUCGAGGCCUACUUCCAGGAGGUGUGUCACCGGGAACCCAGGUUCCUGCUGUGGAGGAAGCAGUCGUACCCGGGUGCGCUGGGGUUCAGGGCGCGCGGGCGGAGUCGCGGGGGGCGCCGGAAGAAAGGAGGCAGUUGUCGCGACAAGACUAGCUCAGCUGACGAGGCGGAUGAUCUGAGACAACAACAAGAGAAAGAAGCAAAGACUUCCACUGAUGAUCCCUCCUUCAAAAAACUUGUCACCCGCCCCUCCCUCCUUCAACUGAAACAGGAAUUCUUGUUUGGACGUAAAGAAUCUCCCCCAGAAACCACUUCACCCAAAGAUGCAUUAAUCGAAAAUGUUCUCUGUCAUUUCGAUGAUGGAACCUCAUCUAAAGCACUGGACCACCAAGAGCUCCUUGAUCGUCUCACUGCCCAUCUAGCUAGUAUUGAAUUGAAAGAGUCUCAACAAUCUAGAUCAGACUCGUAUAGUGUAGAUACUACCCAAAAACAACUCAUAGAAACUAUGAGAAGGUAUUACAGCAAGUCCACUAACAGGGAUAAGGUGAUAAGUGAUAUAUUGACUGAUAGGAAGCUCCUUCACAAGAUGUAUUUUGAGCUGAGACGUGCUAGAGGGGGGUGCCACAUCAAGGGAUUUGAUGGUGGAGAUGGUAGAGGGAUACUGAAAUCAAGAUCUAGAACAGGGAUGAACUUGUCAGGGGCUGGACCCAGUGGCUGGAGUGGUUCAGGUGCAUUCAGGAGGGCAUUCAACCCCAGUUUGUCCAACUUCCCUGGUUCCUCAGGAUGGAAAUACUCAGAGUUUGACGAGGGUGAUGAGGAGAACGACGAGGCAUCCCCUUGGAGCAGUCCUCCCCAGAGCGACACUCCCCUCUCCGGGGACAUGGAUUACGGCACACAAACAGACCCCAUCACAGAGCAGAUGAUGGCCGGUAUAGAUGAGGAGGUGAGACGCCAAGAGGAGGCACAGAGGGUUGCCCAACAAAAGGAGGCUGCACAGAAGUCGGGUGGGGGGAGUGGUAGUGGUGGGAGGAGGAGUAGUCUCAACCAUGAUGAUGUCUCACAAUCUGUGAGUGAUACCAUUAAAAGGUACCUGAGGAUGGCUAGGAAAAAGAGUAUGGACUCUGAUAAAGCGGACAGGUUUAAGAGGAUUAAUUAUGAUCAAACCCUGAGGGACAUCAAGGCGAAACCAGAGGACCCAAUCAGUAAGGAUGAAGAUCAGGAUAAGGGUGUACAGACAGAUCUGUCCUGGGUGUCUGCGAUUAAAUCCUUGAAACUGGUGUAUGUAGAGGAGGAUGCACCUUCGGAGGUGUCUUCCCCACCACCAGCUACCAAGUCCCUGUUGUCGUCAGGUCAGAUGUUUCUGUCGAAUCUGCUUCACGGUCUGCAGCAUUCAUCAUCCUCUUGUUCUGUUGUCGCAGCUGCCGCCGGGUCCAUGCAGAAAUCCAAGUCGUCUUCAUCUGUCGUGCAGCAGGGCACGCGACUUGUGGCCCGCAAGGUGUGGAAAGGCCGCUCCAAGAGCCAAACGCGUGCCACGCCUGCCGCCACGUCUACAUGGACGCCGCAG